UUUGCGAGCGAAGAAGGCAAAAGUCUCGCAAGUGGUAAAUCCUUUUCUUCUCCUCGAUGGCAAGCAUCAGCAGAGCCUAGGCGCCUGGCAUCCAGUUCCAUCUCUCGAAUACGCCGCUAGCUUGGUGCAGCCGCAAUCCAGAGGGGAGGUAGCUUGCUUGGCAUGGUCGCCGGCCGCGUCCUUGCCUUCACUCGGAGUCGGAGGUAGCCGGCCAUGAGAGCUUCUCCCUCCUCCUCGCCGUGCCUGCAUGGCCACGGAGGCAAGGUGGCGUGCGCGGUGGCCGCCUGCCUUGCGCUCGUGACCUUCCUGGUGGUCGCCUUGGAUCCCAGGACCGGAGCUUCGUCCUGGUUCCUUUCUUCCUCGUCUUCUCCUCCAGUCGUUCUCUCUUCCUUCUCCUUGCGGCCGACCGCGAGGGGUGGCAGCAAUGGAGGCGGUGCCCCUCUGUUGGCGACCUCUAGCUACGCUGCUGCCGGCGGCAAGAACAGCAGCGGCAAGGAGGUGCUCUUCCGUGAGGACGCUGCCGGCGGCGACCCGGUGGCGGCUUCCUUCGUCAAGGCUGACUCCGGCCACGUCGACGGCCCCGUCUCCGUCGCGCCGGCGCCGGCUCCGGAAAGUGGAUUUGACGAUGCCGCUAUCCCGGACGGCCCGGUUGAAGUAAGGGUGCCAUUAAUGCAGGGGAGGGUGGAUGUAAAACUGGAAAGGGUAGAACUCGGUCUCGCGAAAGCUCGUUUAGUGAUAAGGGAAGCUAUCCGGAACAAGGACAAGCGUCCUCCACUAACCGACAGGGAUUAUGUGCCGGUUGGACCGGUGUACAGGAAUGCCUACGCAUUUCAUAGGAGCUACUUGGAGAUGGAAAAGCUGUUCAAGGUGUACGUGUACGAAGAAGGCGAGCCACCAGUGUUCCACGACGGUCCGUGCCGCAGCAUAUACUCAUCGGAGGGCAGAUUCAUAUUUGCCAUGGAGAUGGAGAACCGGAUGCGCACGAGGGACCCCGAGCUUGCCCAUGUCUUCUUCCUUCCCUUCAGUGUCGUCAAGAUGGUGAAGAUGAUCUACGAGCCCAACUCGCAUGACAUGGAGCCGCUGCGCCGGACUCUCUCGGACUACAUCGACGUUCUGUCCACCAAGUACCCGUACUGGAAUAGGAGCCUCGGCGCGGACCAUUUCAUGCUCUCCUGCCACGAUUGGGGGCCAUAUGUGUCGUCGGCGGAUGGCCAUCUCUUCUCCAACUCCAUCCGCGUGCUGUGCAACGCCAACACCUCGGAGGGCUUCAACCCAUCCAAGGAUGUGUCGCUGCCCGAGAUCAACCUACGGACCGACAUUAUCGACGAUCAGGUCGGCGGGCCAUCGGCGUCGCGCCGCCCCAUCCUGGCCUUCUUCGCCGGGGGCGACCAUGGCCCCGUCCGGCCGCUGCUGCUGCGGCACUGGAAGGGUAAGGACGCCGACGUGCAGGUGAGCGAGUACCUGCCCCGGGGCGUGUCAUACAUCAACGUGAUGCGGCGGAGCAAGUUCUGCCUGUGCCCCAGCGGCUACGAGGUGGCCAGCCCCAGGGUGGUGGAGGCCAUCUACCUCGAGUGCGUGCCGGUGGUCAUCGGCGACGACUACGUGCUGCCCUUCAGCGACGUGCUCAACUGGCCCGCCUUCUCGGUGCGGGUCGCCGUGGCGGACAUACCCAACCUCAAGACGAUCCUCGACGCCGUGUCGCCGCGGCAGUACAUACGGAUGCAGCGCCGGGUGAGGACCGUGCGCCGGCACUUCAUGGUCAACGGCCCGCCGCGCCGGUUCGACGUCUUCCACAUGAUCCUGCACUCCAUAUGGCUCAGGAGGCUCAACGUCAGGCUCCAUGGACAAGACUGAAAUAUUCUUGGGUUUCCCUUCUUUUUCUUUUAGGGAGCGUCUAACAACCAGCCGACUGGUUUUGGUUUGGGUCUAGGCCAAAUUUCUUGUCCAGUUGUGAUUCGGCACAUGUCCACCGGUUUAGUUUUGCAUCGUAAAUAUUUGUUUUUGGUUUGGGUCUUAGGGAGUGUCUAAAACCAGUCAACUGGUUUUGCAUGGUAAAAAUUUGUUAGAACUUGGGGGUGAGGUGGCGUAUUGGGAAUGGAGAAUCAG
This is a messenger RNA of Triticum dicoccoides, 2106 nucleotides long. RefSeq names its product probable glycosyltransferase At5g03795. Gene Ontology annotation, molecular function: glycosyltransferase activity. The coding region runs from base 214 to 1854 and encodes 546 amino acids. The transcript has 4 exons. The record is from RefSeq and is a predicted model, not a curated record. Lineage: Eukaryota; Viridiplantae; Streptophyta; Magnoliopsida; Poales; Poaceae.